UUCUGGACCACAAACCGAGAACCGCAGUUGGCUGAUAUAGAUCUCCUAGUUUGGGUUUUCUUGCUCUUGUUGUUGGACUCCUUCAGACGUGGAGACUCAACAGUCUGAGGGAAUGGAGGACUCCAAAACCAAAGAAGGUGCUGCUGUGGAUGCAGAGCUGGCCAAAGCCAUAAUGGCUCGGCGCUUCAGCCCAUCUCUCAUCGGCACGGAGGCCUGGGAGGGAUACAUCUUCUCUGAUAUGGAGAUCCGCAUCAAAGAGUCCACAGACCUCUAUGGGGCUGUACUCUGGCCUUCAGCAAUUGUGCUGUGUCAUUUCUUAGAGACCAACCGAGACGAAUACAACCUGACUGACAAAAAUGUGAUUGAACUGGGAGCUGGAACUGGACUCGUCACCAUUGUAUCCAGCCUGUUAGGGGCUAAGGUGACAUCCACUGACCUCCCAGAUGUGUUGGGGAACCUGCAGUACAAUGUGAUGCGCAACACCAAGGACCGAUGCAAGUACAUCCCUCUGGUCACUGAGCUGGUCUGGGGUCAGGAGGUGCAUCAGCGUUUCCCACGUGCCACUCAUUGUUUCGACUACAUACUGGCAGCUGACGUGGUGUACGCUCACCCUUACCUGCAAGAGCUGAUGGACACCUUUGACCACCUGUGCCAGGAAAACACUCAGAUCCUUUGGGCAAUGCGUUUCCGCCUCGACCCAGAGAACAGCUUUGUGGAUCGCUUCAGGCAGCGUUUCCACGUGGAGGAGCUGUAUAACCUCCCCAGUCUGAGUAUCAAACUGUACCGAGCCUGGAGGAAGGACAAGAGGACUAAAGAGCAAAGAGAGGCUGCUGCCUGAACCACUUAAAAUACUGAGAACUCUGUAUAUUUGUUGUGUGUGAGUGUCUGUGACUGGUCAAAUAUGUAAAAGACUCAAGAAUCACCACUGUAGAGUCAUAUUCAGUGAUUUUUUUUCUAGCUGGAUGUCAUCCAUCAACAACAUGCUCACUUGAUCUCUUG
Amphiprion ocellaris (clown anemonefish) is the source of this 999-nucleotide messenger RNA. It is a transcript of the gene mettl21e, whose product is annotated as methyltransferase like 21e. The coding region runs from base 113 to 838 and encodes 241 amino acids. The transcript is spliced from 5 exons. The record is from RefSeq and is a predicted model, not a curated record. NCBI's taxonomy places the organism in Eukaryota, Metazoa, Chordata, Actinopteri, Pomacentridae. Gene Ontology annotation, cellular component: cytosol; cytoplasm. Gene Ontology annotation, molecular function: protein-lysine N-methyltransferase activity. Gene Ontology annotation, biological process: peptidyl-lysine methylation.